UCUUCCACCAGUUCCAACAGCGCCAUCUGCCUCCAGCACCCGCACCCGCCUCUCUCUCCAACCUGCCUGUCAUGUCGCACUACGUCAUCGGCCUUGACCUCACCGACGCCUCGUCGUUCACCUUCACCUGGGCCUACCGCCAUCUCCUCAGCGACGGCGACACCGCUACCAUCAUCACCGUCCUGCCCGGCUGGACCGAGGGCACCACCAAGGUCUCCGAGCUCACUCCCGAGAUGAGCGCCGCCGAAUCGCUCGCCCAGGAGCGCGCCAACAACCUGCUCCUCGAGAUGGAGAAGACCGAGAAGCGCCAGAUCGAGACUUACUUCCGUGUUGUCCACGCCGACCAGGAUCCUCGUGUUGCCCUCUGCAAUGCUGCUGUCAACCUCAAGGCCAGCACUCUCGUCCUUGGCUACGACCAGAAAAAGUCCAGCCACGACUUUGGCGCCUACUGCCUCGACCACUGCCAGGUUCCCGUCGUUGUUGUCCGCCCCACUCUGCUCUAAAGCAGUAGCCCUGUGAUCUUGUCACAGAGGAAUGCCACAGAGGAGUACCAGGACAAUCCGCAGCAGUCCGUGUCUCAUCGCCGGGGGCUUGCUUGCUUGCUUGCUUGCCCGCCUCGAGCCUGGGCGAUUCGGUCUGGAUUGCCAAAUGGUAUACCCUCUCUGUCCAACUCUUUCCUCCACUCUGGCCUCGCCAUCCAAGCCCACGUAUUGCUAGGUCCAUACCCAGCGAUACAACUCAUGUAGAAUAGAGAGCGCGCCUCGCAACGCGGCUCGCCAACACCCAUCCUGCACUGUCUACAUCGGCGGCAUUCAUUAAUAAAAACGGAGCACCCUGUAUAUCACCCUCUCUGG
This is a messenger RNA of Polychytrium aggregatum, 854 nucleotides long. RefSeq lists its product as uncharacterized. Bases 72 to 503 code for a protein of 143 amino acids. The record is from RefSeq and is a predicted model, not a curated record. NCBI's taxonomy places the organism in Eukaryota, Fungi, Chytridiomycota, Chytridiomycetes, Polychytriales. The transcript is spliced from 2 exons.